AUGACCGCCGGGACGACAAACACAGGGACGCCUGCGCCGCCCAUGAACCCACCGCCGGCGGGCCAGCAUCAGCAACCAGUAUUAACGACGGGCGGAGCAGCGGCAGCGGGUGAGCAGCAGCUGCAGCUUGCGGUGGGUGGAGUAGCUGGCGCAGCUGUAUCAACAACUGUACCACCACCACCACCUGCUCCCAUGGCCGCGGCGACCGGAACAAUUCCGCCAAAUCAGGUUAGUAGCAGUGGAACACCAGGAGCGAUAUUGGCCAGUACUGGAAUAGUCACAACAGCAGCAGCAGCAGGGGAUCCGGCAACAGCUCCACCACCAGGCAGUGGCAAAAAUGCGACAAGUACUACUAUGGGCAGUACAACAAGCACGGGCAUUAAUCAGCAUCAAAAAGGAGCUGCUGUAGCUUCAGUGGUGAACAACGCAACUGCGACGGCACCACCAGCACCAGCCAGCCAGUUCGUGAUGAGUCAGUUUGGCGCCACGCCGCUGAUCACCGGAGCCGCAACCCCCGCGGGGACCCCGGUGUUCCAGUUCCAGCAACACCCACCGUCCGCACCGAAACACAAUAAUUUCGGCGCCAAAAAGGCCAUGAAGAACGCACCUGCGUCGUCUUCAAAUAGCGGGCCUUCCAGACCCUCGAACAAGCCGGGGGUGAAUCCUCUGCAGCCUUUCAACAAAAACAAACACAUCACGCAGGUGACGCACCAGGGGGUAAGUGUGCUCACACAGGAUGAAGUGGCGAAGAGAUCUCCGGUGGUGGUUGCGGUUGGUGGAGGUGGACAACCUCCUCCUCCGCCGCCAGCUGGUGAUAGUAACUACACAGCGGGUGAGCAGCAGCAGCAGCAGCAGAAGGAUCAUCAACAUUCACGCCAGCCCAAGAACCCCAAGAACCCCCACCAGCAGAAUUAUAACAACAACAAGAUGAAGCUACCAGUGCAACGGCCUGGAAUCCUGAUGAGCCAUUCCAGUGGCGGCCACGCGUCCGGUAACGAGGCACAGAAAGUGAUGACGACCGGUCCGACUACCGCGGGAGGGGGCAACAGCAGCUCAUCUGGGGGUGGAACAGGAACUGCCACGGCGCCAAUAAACGGCGCAGCAGGAGGUGGGAACAGCAACCACAGUAACCAGCAGGGCUACAAGAGUAAUGCAUACAACACUGGUGGUACUACCUCGAGCAGCUCUAGUAAUAAACAUCAAGGACACAACUACAACAAUCAAGGAGUCGGAGGCAACGCCGCAACCGCAAGUAGCAAUCAAAAUAAAGCGCCCAGCACCAGUACGUCGCAACCGCAAACGGGGAUGAACAAUAAGUCCUCUUCUUCCAGCACGCAGCCGUCCGUCCGGUGGAAGGAUCAGGGCUUUGAACUGGGCGACUUCCUCGGCCAGGGGGCGAUGGGCACGGUGUUCAAGUGUUUCCGCGGCGGUAAAACCUACGCGGUCAAACGUAUCGAUUUGGCGAAGCUGCGGCUGCGGAACAACGAACAGAGGCUGAGGCAGCGCCUCAUACGAGAGAUCAGCAUCCUGCAAAACCUCGGGAUGCACGAAAACAUCGUCGGGUAUAUGGGAAAUUAUUUUUUGCUUCGUAGUUUCUUUUGUUGUCUUUUGGAUUUUUUGCUUCUUGAAGACAUACAGAUGCGUCAUGAGCAAGAGCAUGUUGCAACUACAUUUUUGGCAGCAAAAGUAAGUCCUAGGUAGAGGUUUUCUACUAUUACAAAACUAUAAUUCAGGUACGAAGGCUGCUACGAUGAAAAGGAGACGCAACUGCUCUUCAUCGUGCAGGAAUAUGUGGCCGGCGGCGAGCUUCUCGCGCAGAUCAUCGAGCGCACCUUUUUCGAUCCGGAAGCGAGCUAUGUGUUACGCGGCCUGGUCCGCGGACUCCAGUUUUUGCACCAAGCUCACAUUGCGCACAGAGAUUUGAAGCCAGAAAACGUGCUGAUUGGCAGCUCGCAAAACGUCGCCAGAAUGCGCAUGCACGACGUCAAAAUCGCCGAUUUUGGUAUAGUGGUCAGAAUUUACUCGUCUAGUUGUAUGAGCGAUGUUUACUGCUACAACAUGUACAUACGUCUGCAAUCUCUACUUUUCCUUUUGGUUGGCUUGCUAUAAUUUCAUGCACACAUCAAAGUAUGUGAAAUUGGCACAACGAUUUCGGUGAAAAAUAACGCAUGACGCUUAUUCCAAACUCUUAUAAUAACAGGUCUUUCCAAGGAGAUCGCCACGGAUUCGAACCCGCUGAUGAACAAGUUUGCGCAAACGCACCAGUCCUGCGUCGGCACGCCGAUGUACGUGGCCCCGGAGGUUUUUGACAAGAAGCUCGAGGCUUCGUUCGGCGUGGACAUCUGGGCGUGCGGGGUGAUUCUCUUCGUGAUGCUCGAGGGCAAAUUCCCGUUCAACGAGACGCUGAACACGGCCGAGCGGGACUACGACACGGCCUUCAAUUUGUUCCGGAAAAAACAAACGGCGAGCGCGCAACAGGCCCUGUUUGGCAUGCUCAAGGCGAACCCGGCUGAUCGAUGGAGUAUAGAUGUUUUUUUUUGUAACUUCUUGCCAUACAACGAUGGGCCAAACCUCGUAUUAGUUUUGAAGAAUUGACUCCACCAAUUUGCAUUGUAUCAUAAAUGAAUGGAAAUUGAAUAAAGAGGUACUCGUACUAGUCGAACAAAAUGAAAACUCUGUCCUAUCAGGUACAGAAAAGAUCCUGGAUUGCAAGUUUUGCAAGGUCGCGGACGAGUUUCUUGAGGACUACAAAUCUGGCAAAGUCGCGACGUACCCUGUCGUUCCCAGUCCGGGCGGCGACAGUGGCACCGACCACGAAGACGCAAUGGAACAAGAGCCGGUUAUGGAAGGUAACUUUUUCUAUCUCAAUCUCAUAUUUUGCGAGCGUUUUAGGAUUUAGGGCUUCUUCAUAAUUUCUGUCCACAAAUGCGAAUUGGAUACAGUUCCUGAAGCUGUCGUUCACGGGAGAAAUUAAAAUGAAUUUAAAACCACCAAGAUCCGCCAGACAAACGCAGCAAAAUGAAACUACAAACCCCCACCACAGGUACCGGCCCCGCCUCUGCCGUCGGCGAGCGGCGCACGCCGAAGGACGUGCGUGCGCUGUUUGAAUCCGAGGAACAGGAGGGCAUGAUCCCGGCCCCCAUUUCCGUCACCCCCGCACAGGAGGAAACAAACGAAAGCCCGCGACGGAAGCGCGCGAAACUGGAGCGGGAACAGAAGGACAAAAGUCGCCAUCCGAGCCCCGCGCAAGCGCCACAGCAAGGACAAACGGCCGGUGGUAGCAGCAGCUCAUCUUCCAAUCAAAACCAUCCGCCGCCACAGCAACUCGCCAUGACAAACGACCAAGCUUGGGUGUGGGGCGCUGGAGGUGGUGCAGCUCCAGGUGGGGGAACAAACAAUACGACCAAUUGGCAAACGCCGUUCGGAACAAAUUCAUCUGCGAAUGACGGUAAGGGGAACAAGAAGGGAAAGGGGAAGAAGGGCAGUGGUGGAGACAAAAACAACAAUACCAUGAAGCCGCCUGCUGGACCGCCAAAUUCUUGGGCGAACAAAAACAACAAUAAUAACCAGCAGGGCGGUGGGUCCUCGUCUAGUACCGCAAAUAACGUGAACAACAACAUGAAAGACGGCACGACUACUUCUGGUGCAGCAAACAACAUGGAGGGUGUUGUCGAAAACCCUUCGUUAACCCCGGGAGAUGGUGACCAGCACAGAAAUAGCCAACAGAACAACAACAAUAACCCAAACCAGUCCAACAAGCGACAGCGCUUCCCGUCCGGGGGCCCGAACGACGUCAUGUUGAACGGAAGCAGUCAAAAUCAAAACGACAACAGCAAUUCCAACAUCUACACGGGCGUCGGCCUGCGGAACCCCGACCAGCAGCCGAAGAACAGCUCGCCGGUGAUGCGGCCCUGGUGUCACAACCAGCCCAUGCUGAUUCGGGAGAACAAGACGAACAAAAGGCAGUUUUGGGGGUGCGUCAAGUACCCAGACUGCACGAAUACGGAAAAUUACCCGCUGUUCUGCAUGUUCUGCGGCACCGAGACGAAGUUUCGCCGAAAAGCGAAUUCCGGAUUUUUCCAGUGUCCGCAGCCGUUUUGCCGCUUCAAGAAGCAGAUCCCGGAAGUGCCGCCCGUCUGCAUGGUGUGCCAAGAUCAGCGAAUGGAGAUCCGGAAAAAACAGGCCAACGGACAGAAAUUCUGGGGCUGUUUGAGCUACCCGCAGUGCAAAGGGACAAAACAGUACCACGGGACGAUGUGAGGAUUAUUUUUCCGUUUGUCGACGUUGCUCUUCUGCUUCUGCAGAAGACGCUGUUCUUUGGAGUGGUUUUGAAACUGCUGAUGUUGGCUCCUUGCUUCUACCCCCCUUGACUCAAAGAAGAAAAUUAAAAUUACUACCUGGAACUCACCCCCGGGCUCAGACAGAACAAUCAGAAGAUCAGAUUGUACUGGUUUUGAUGUAGCGCAACGCCUUUGGAUCGUGAAGAGAAUUGCAUAGCUACCCCCACUACAACUAGACCGACCCGCCAUAGACAACUUUUCUGACCCACCUACGACCUUGUGUGAUUUUGAGUGGUGUGAAAUAGGCAACAAUUUAAAGAAAAAAUAAAAAACGAAAAAACGACAAAGCAUACGAAAAAGACCGCAGAUCGGA
Amoebophrya sp. A120 is the source of this 4653-nucleotide messenger RNA. The record is from the annotation of a GenBank genome assembly. Lineage: Eukaryota; Dinophyceae; Syndiniales; Amoebophryaceae.